Molecule: messenger RNA, 3139 nt
Organism: Alosa alosa (allis shad)
Lineage: Eukaryota; Metazoa; Chordata; Actinopteri; Clupeiformes; Clupeidae
Gene: igfbp3
Product: insulin-like growth factor binding protein 3
Exons: 4
Coding region: 201-1076 (291 amino acids)
Biological process (GO): regulation of insulin-like growth factor receptor signaling pathway
Cellular component (GO): extracellular region
Molecular function (GO): insulin-like growth factor II binding; insulin-like growth factor I binding; fibronectin binding
Source: RefSeq, a predicted model, not a curated record
UCACAUAAUUCAUCCGGCUGGGGGUGUGCUCCGUAGCUCGUGUCGUUUUUUUUUCAGUCAGUAUAAAACUGGGAGUUCCUCUCGCGGAAUAUACAGAUGGAGAGAAUCGCUUGCGCCACAGGGAUAGUGACAGGCCACAGAAGUGACAUACGCGCAUUUUAUUUCCGUGAAAUAAGCCCGAGUCCGCGCCCGUCGAGGGGAUGACUGGACUGUGCGCUCUCUUUUUGACGGCGCUGCUUGCGGCCUUCACCCGCUUCACGGAGAGCGUUGGGCCGGUGGUCCGUUGCGAGCCCUGCGACUCGCAUGCGCUGACACUGUGCAAGCCUCUGCUGCCGAGAGACUGCUCGGAGCCGGUGCGAGAGCCGGGUUGUGGGUGCUGCCUGACUUGUGCGCUCCGUGAGGGCCAAGCGUGCGGAGUUUACACGAGCCGCUGCGGAAGCGGUCUCCGUUGUCGGCUCUGGCCUCACGAGACUAGACCACUGCAAGCUCUGCUAGAAGGCCGGGGAGUGUGCGCCCCAGUCUCAACAGAUAAAACACUCACAGGAGUAAUAUUGCCCACCGGCAAACACGACAACCCUGAGGAGUCCUAUCAGGAGGAGACUAACUCCAACCUGACCAUGAUGACGGUCACGUCGGCGGUGGCCGAGGAGCAUCCCCUGCCGGCCACGUCGGAGCACAAAGCCCCGCCCCCGCCACUGCUCAGCAAGCUGGGUGUGGUCCGCAAAGAGAAGAACAGGAAGAGCCAGAGCUACCGUGUAGAGUCGGUGGGUGGCGACCUGCACACGGACACACAUAACUUCAGCCUGGACACCAAGAGAGAGACGGAGUAUGGCCCCUGUCGCAGGGAGAUGGAGAGCGUGUUGAAAAGUCUUAAGAUCACAAACGUGCUGAACCCAAGAGGCGUUCACAUCCCAAACUGCGACCGCAGAGGGUUCUACAAGAAGAAACAAUGUCGUCCUUCAAAGGGUCGCAGGAGAGGCUACUGCUGGUGUGUGGACAAAUACGGCCAGCGAUUGCCCGGUUAUGAUGGCAGAGACCAGGGAUCUUCCCACUGCCACAGCUUGGAAAAGAAGUAAAAUGUGGUGACAUGUCAUGGGAGGAGAGAGAGAGAGAGAGAGAUGGAGACAGAGAAAGGGCUAGAGAUGUUUUAUUCUUUUGUGGACUUGGGAAAGAUAAACACACACUUAUAGGCAUAGUGUGUUUGUGUUUGUGAUUUGUGUGUAUGUGUGUGUAUGUGGACCUGUUUUGUGUGUGUGCAUGUGUGUAUUUGGGUGUGUCCUUUUGGGGUUGGAUCAUGCAUAGCUCCUUUACAGGUUAACAGUCCCAUGGUGCUUAGCUCUUCACAUGGUGCACUGGUGCUGGUGUAUAUCGGUGAGCUUAAUAGAGCCCGUUUUUGUUGGUGAUGUCAUGCCGGUCUUUUGACUGGUCAGUUUUGGUCUGGAGCUCUUGCCCUCUGAUUGGCUGCCACUUCAGCUUUCUCCAAUCAUGUUGCGUAUUUGCUGAUUGUCCUCUGUCGUCCCGAUCACCAUUUACAGUUGUCAUGGCGGCAGCCCGUCCCCCUGUAGUGAGCACGCUCCAUCAGAGCAUACGCACUAAAUGCACUUUUCACGCUGUCCAAGAUAGCUUCGGUCACACAACCGUUAAGCCAUCCCCGGUGGCUCGCCACACUCCAGGAACUAAAAGAGUUAACAUCCAAAAGGUUCUAUUGAACCUUUACCAGAAAUACCUUUGUUUUUAUUUAUUAGAUUUUUAUAUUAGAUAUUUAUUCUUCAUAUGAAUACAUAAUGGUGAUUGAAACCUUCCAUACUAAGAGAAAAUAGGGUUGUUGCAAGAAACUUGGAAAGAAGUGGCGAGGAACCACCUUAUGAGGGUUAGAGCCCUGCAUAGAACCAUAGAAGCCGUUUCAGCUCUGAAAUGCAGUUGUCAGCUCUAAAACGCCCUUUUAUGUGAUGUUUUUGGGGAAUACAUAAAGAACUCUGGAAGGCUCGAAAUGUCUUUUUUCCGAGGAGUGUGGGUAGAUUUACAAAACAUGCAUUAGAUGCCACAUUAAGUGGAGUGAAGCUUUUAGUCAGACAGGACAGCAUCAUUUACACAUGUAUCAAUAGACAGCAUAGCGAUCAAGUAAUUUCUUUUGCAACUUGUCCAGCAUUUGAGCUAGUUGAAGCUUGUUAAGGAAAACUUUGGGACAUUGGCCUAUGUAUUUUACCUAAAGAGAGAGUCUCUUGUCCCAAACCUGGCAGUUCCUUACAAUAAUCUGAUAAAACAUCCUCACCAUCAACAUAAGUGUCUGCAAUACAAAUUGCUGGCUAUGUGUUUUCAAAGGAAGCAGUGUCACAUUGGAUGUACUUCCCAUUAAGGCCACACAGACAAUGAGAGGCCUACUGAUGCUCAAUCCAGUGUCAAGCUGAAUAACUGAGAAUUGAUUGCGAUAUCAGAGAAAGAAAAUAUACCUCGAUCUUGACAAAAAGACCUAACGCCUUUGUGUUAUUAACCAGAACCAGAAGUCUCUAUGACUUCUUAAAAAAAACAGUUAUGAUGCAUUUUACAUUUGAGGCGAGACACUGUUUUUACUGCUCUAGCUGGCCAUGGAGGAAUUGUUGAAGCCACCCUAUGACUUGGAAGACUGCCAGCCUUAACGAGACCAGAGGGGUCUUUUGCCUUUUAAUUGUGGCGAUGCUGGAAUUAGACUUUGAAGUAGACUGGCCAGAAACACCACAUCACACUCGUGCAUAUGCACACACACAUACACACAUACCAUUACAGAUGCGCAUAGAUACAUGCACAAACAAACCCGCACCUCUUUGUCCUUGAAUCCUACACAUUACAUUUGGACGUCAGGCCCUAUCUUUUUAUUUGUGCUCUACACCUGAUUUCCUGAUUGAAGACUUGAAAAUGGAGGGAACCAAUGAGACUGCUGCCCAGUAGUUCAGGAGCAUGAAGUUUGCCAACCAGAAAUUACCCCCUACCCUCUCAAAUACCCCCUACUCUUCCCUUCCCACAAACUAACAAUAUAAUAUGUAUAAUAAUAUAUGUAUUAUGUAUAAAAUAUAAUUCAUAAUUAUUUACAUAAUUAUACCAAUUAUGAAUAUAUAUGCAGACUUUAGAAAAAUAUCUCUGGUGCUGAAGUUUUCUUAGUUGG